Molecule: messenger RNA, 861 nt
Organism: Meleagris gallopavo (turkey)
Lineage: Eukaryota; Metazoa; Chordata; Aves; Galliformes; Phasianidae
Gene: CORT
Product: cortistatin
Biological process (GO): regulation of cell migration; adenylate cyclase-inhibiting G protein-coupled receptor signaling pathway
Cellular component (GO): extracellular region
Molecular function (GO): neuropeptide hormone activity; G protein-coupled receptor binding
Source: RefSeq, a predicted model, not a curated record
UUUAGAAGUCCCUUCCAACUCAAAUGGUUCUGUGAUUCUUGUUUUUGGUGGAAAUCCCUUAAGCUCCAGACCAGACUGCUCUCUUCCCUAAGCUUCUAUGGCAAAGGGAUGGAGAAGAACACUAUCUUUCCUUCUGCUUUACCCCAGGGUCAGGCCACUGCAAUACAAAAAUACAAACUGCCCAUCUCCUCUGAUUUAAAUGCUGUGUUCCAAUUGUUUGAAGCACCUCACCUCGCUCCAACCAGGCCCUCUCUUCUGUUACAUUGAAUUCCCAGCAUUUUACAGUGGGUUACAGCCCCGUGUGCUUAAAUUAAUAUUGCUCUGUACCCAUACCUCUAUCCUGGCCUUCCCAAAGUGUAUGUUGGGCAGCCAGGAUGGUGAGAAGAAAGCAGCUUGGCAUUCACUGCGAUUUAAUUAGUGCAGGCAGCAAGGGAUUUCACUAAUUCGUGUUUAUUUGUUGGAGGCCCUUUGUUACAACAAUGCACGUAUGCUUCCUGUGGUUCUGUUGGCUGAGCUGGACAAAGCUGAAGGAUGAGCAGACCAAGCUGCGCAGGGAUGCCCUGCUGAAGAUGCUGGCGGGGCUCCUGGAGAGUGCAGACGGGGCCUCUCCAGACCUGGAGGAGGAAGGCAAGCUGGAGGAGGAGCGGGCAGCGUUGGGACGGCUGGCUCAGCUCUCGCAGCGGGACCGCAAGGCGCCCUGUAAAAACUUCUUCUGGAAAACCUUCACCUCCUGCUAGUGCUGCCCUGCUGGGCUGCCCACCUGCCUGCCAUCACACACCCCAUCCCCUCAGCUCCUUCCCUGUCCUCCUGCACACCUGAGAAUAAAGCAUGGUGCCUCGGGGACUCGUGUCUGCCUCUGCA